Eruca vesicaria subsp. sativa (arugula) is the source of this 1200-nucleotide messenger RNA. The record is from the annotation of a GenBank genome assembly. NCBI's taxonomy places the organism in Eukaryota, Viridiplantae, Streptophyta, Magnoliopsida, Brassicales, Brassicaceae.
AUGGAUGCACUCGUUCCGGUUCAAAGUGCUGGACAUAGACUUCCUCUUAGACUGAUCUCACCUUCUCUUUAUCGGUGUAUCGGUUCUGUCUCCAUCAAACGCUCCUUUUCAGGUUUCCCCAUGGACACAAGGAUCAGUUCUAGAGCUCCGUCGCAGUUCACAAUUCGAGCUCAACAGGAGAGCUUAGGUGUUGCUUCUUCUUCUCCUUCACUAGAAAAUGAGCUUAGAAUCAAGGAAUGGGAAGUAGACAUGUAUCAGAAUGAAGUAGCUGUUAGCCAAGGUAUCAGGAUCAGGAGAAAACCACCAAGCAAGGCUCCAUUGGGUUACACUGGACCGUUUGAUCUGAGAUUGCAGGGUGCUGAUUCUCCAAGUAACAUUUUGGAGGAGAUUACAUGGUACAAAGACCAAGAAGUUUCCAAGAUGAAGGAACUGAACUCACUUGAGGCGUUAAAGAAAGCUGUAGAGAAUGCUCCUCCCACUAGGGAUUUUGUAGGUGCGCUUAGGAUGGCUCAUCAACGAACUGGCUUCCCUGGUUUGAUCGCUGAGGUUAAGAAGGCUUCUCCUAGUAGAGGAAUCUUGAAAGAGAAUUUUGACCCGGUCGAGAUUGCUCAAGCGUAUGAGAGAGGCGGUGCUGCAUGUCUCAGUGUUUUGACUGACCAGAAGUAUUUCAAGGGAGGCUUUGAAAACUUGGAAGCAAUAAGAAGCGCAGGUGUGAAGUGUCCCCUGUUAUGCAAAGAGUUCGUUGUAGAUCCAUGGCAGAUAUACUAUGCUCGGACUAAAGGUGCUGACGCAGUAUUGCUUAUUGCUGCAAUAUUAACUGACCUGGAAAUAACCUACUUGCUUAAGCUCUGCAAGAAACUUGGUUUGGCUACCCUUGUUGAGGUACACGAUGAGAGAGAGAUGGGUCGUGUUCUUGGAGUAGAAGGGAUUGAGCUUGUUGGCAUCAAUAACCGAAGUCUUGAAACAUUUAAAGUGGACAUUAGUAAUACAAAGAAGCUUCUUGAAGGAGAGCAUGGUAGACAAAUCCGCGAGAAAGACAUGAUUGUGGUAGGCGAAUCCGGUCUGUUUACACCUGAUGAUAUUGCCUAUGUACAAGCCGCUGGUGUUAAAGCGGUUUUGGUUGGUGAGUCCAUUGUGAAGCAAAACGACCCAGAGAAAGGCAUAGCUGGACUCUUUGGAAAGAACAUUUCUCAUACUUAG